Molecule: messenger RNA, 2295 nt
Organism: Tribolium madens (black flour beetle)
Lineage: Eukaryota; Metazoa; Arthropoda; Insecta; Coleoptera; Tenebrionidae
Product: meiotic recombination protein REC8 homolog
Exons: 12
Coding region: 69-1937 (622 amino acids)
Biological process (GO): synaptonemal complex assembly; replication-born double-strand break repair via sister chromatid exchange; mitotic sister chromatid cohesion
Cellular component (GO): synaptonemal complex; cohesin complex
Molecular function (GO): protein binding; chromatin binding
Source: RefSeq, a predicted model, not a curated record
CUGCGACAACGCCAGGGAAGAUCGUUGCGGUUUCAGUUAAGAAAAUUUCAGUGAAAAGAUCCGAGAAAAUGUUUUUCGAUUUGAUUUUGCUAAAUCGCCAACAUAGGGGCCGCUUUGGACUUGCGUGGCUGGCCGCGACGCGAGGCGUCAGACACUUAACCAAAAGAGAUGUUUUAGAAGUGGACUUGACAAAAUUAUGUGACGAUAUAAUGGAGUUUGUGUGCUCCGAGUCCGACUCUCCUAAUGCGCGAUUUUCGCUUCGUCUUUCGACACUGCUGGUCAAUGGGACGCUGAAAAUUUACAGACAAAAGGCAGUGUUUCUAAUUGAUGAAGUAGUCAAAGUUUUAUCAACUGUGUCGAUGCCAAUGCUUCCACUUCCACAACUGGAACGGACAGGCGGAGUAUUUGAAAGUCAGCCAACUCCUAUUCCGAGGAAAAAAGGAACAAAAAGGCGCCGUUCUGGUGAGGAGAGCACUCCUCAAAGUGAAAUUGAAAAAUUCGUGGCCCAGCUUCUAGGCGAGGAAAAAGGCCAAGUCGAGCUUGCAUUGCCAUCCGUGGAGGAAGAAUUAGGGGUUUUCCAAGCACGUGCUGAUGAAAUCACUUUGAGAGAAACCCAGAUUCAACCACGAUCACAAGAGCUUAUUUUCGAGGAAGAUCUUGGGAUUUUAGGGGUUGCACCAACUGAAGUAGAGGGAUUGCGCGAUGUUGCACAUCCAGCCAAAGAACUUUUUCCGCCACUACCCGGCGAAGAAGUGCAAGAACCAGAAAUGGUACCUUUGGUUCCACACGAAGAACCUCCAGCACCUAGAGAAAAACGCCGUCGAAGACUUUCUUCAAGUCCCCCAUCCGAACCGGAAACAGGACCUAUAGUAUUGACCGUGCAAGCUAUGGUUCACCAAUCUGCAGGUGUUGAAGCGGAAGCGGAACCAAGACGCAGACCAAGUCCUGUGGUUAUUCAACCUCCUGAAGAAAUCAUUAGCGAAGUACAAGUUCCAGCUGAAAUCGCGGUCCCGAAAAGGCGUUCUCUGAAAGAAUUGCAAAGGGAUGUUGUCGAAGAAAGGGAUGCCAAAAUUCAGCCACCAAAGGAUAGAAAAAAGAAGAAAAUGGAUAAAAAUAAUAUUCUCUCUAUACCAAAACCUACGAGAUUCGUGACAAUUGAGCGUCCUGAAACGGGAGAUUUUGAACCUCCUGAACCCCCAUUCCAAACAAGAAAAGAGUUUAAUUUAACGAAACUUUUAAACCUUUAUGUAGUAAUCGGCGAACAAGGAGAAAUUGUUCGGACAGCAACAACUCCUCGCGAUUCUACACCCUUGCAGAAAAAAUCAAUUGGUGAAACACCACCAGCGCAAAUUUCGGCCAUUGCGCGUACUAUUCCUCCAAUCUUGGAGGAACACUUCGAACAAAUGACGAUCGUUGAAACUCCGCAGCAACCAAUGGAAACUGCUUUGGCACCUCCUCAACCGAUAUUAACGUCGACGCCGGUCGUAGCAAAGUCGUCGCUACUCGAAAUAGAGCAAACUAUUGAACAAGUGAUGGCUGUAGCGGCCGAAGAUCAGUUGGUAUCGCCGCGCAAACGUCGCAGACUUAUUGACGUGGAGCCGACGGUUUUGAAAGAUCUCGCUUAUAUAACGUUGCCGAGUGAAUUGCAGUCACGUGAAUUAACCGGUUCGGUUUUAACGCUUCAACAAGAGGCUAUCGAAUCGGUUGUUUUACCGGUUACAACCGUCGAAGGUCGUCACCAAGAUAUCGUAAACAAAGUUCUGGUUAGCGGACGAUUGACGCUCGAAGAGUUAUGUCAACAACCUGUCAAUAGAUUACAUAUCGCACGUGCUUUUAGUGAUGUUCUCGUUUUGUCUAGACACGGUUACGUGACAUUGACGAGCGAAGAGACGUCGACGGAGCUUAAAUUUGUUGAAAGAGGACCGAAAAUGAAAUGAUUCGCUGAAUUUUAAACACGGGAAACGGUUUUCAUUAAUUUAUUUUUUUGUAGGUUAAGAUUUAAAUAUUCAGAUGUUCAUUUAUUUGUGUUAUGUUCGGUUGUUUGUAGUUCAAAGUUUAUAAACAUUUUCUCUUAACACAUCUUUUUUUUUUUAAUAAGUUAGUAAAAUAUCGUUAGAUUUUUUAAAUAACAACCUACAAUGAAACUUUUUUUGACAAAGGCUAUGAUUGAAGAAAUGAAGAAUUACACCUAAAUAGAAUUCAUUAAAAAACUACAUUUUUACCAACGAUUACAUUUUUCAUAGUGCUGUCUGUUCUUUCACACAUUAUAAAUAAUACAGGGUGUUUCAGGACUCG